AUGAAACUUGAAAGGCCUUCCCUAAGCCACAUUUUGGGCCAACACUCUCUACAUGGCCAUUGCAUGGGGCCCUACGUCCCUUUGGCCCAUCAUUUCCCCCUUAGGAAGAAUUACCUUGUCCUCAAGGCUUGCUUCAUCAAAGCGAUCAAACAGCUCAGAGAUAACCUCCCAGGUGGCGUCUUCCGUCUGCAGGUCUCCACAUUUCACCAACGAUUCUUUGAUGAAAUUAUUGCCGUGACGCAGCCAGCGAGUGUCGAGGAUGGACUCAGGGACGAGCUCCAGGAAGCCAUCAUUAGCAAUUGGUGA
Molecule: messenger RNA, 306 nt
Organism: Linum trigynum
Lineage: Eukaryota; Viridiplantae; Streptophyta; Magnoliopsida; Malpighiales; Linaceae
Source: the annotation of a GenBank genome assembly